Arachis ipaensis is the source of this 1026-nucleotide messenger RNA. NCBI's taxonomy places the organism in Eukaryota, Viridiplantae, Streptophyta, Magnoliopsida, Fabales, Fabaceae. The record is from RefSeq and is a predicted model, not a curated record.
AUGGAGAUCAGGGUGUUCUUUGAACUCAUGAACAAGAGUAGGGUGGCUGAGGAGUAUGUGAGAAAGGCUGCAGCAGAGAAGGAAAGUUUGGGACUGGAGUAUGCUAUUUUUUGUGGACAGCCUGGACACUUGGCCAAUAAUUGCCCAGAGAAGAAGAAGUUUGAGACAGGUAGAGUGCAGCAGCUGAGAAGAGUGUAUACUACUUCCGCAGUAGGUACUGAGGGGUCAGAGACACUGAUUAGAGGUAACUAUAAGAUGGCCGAUAAAAUUUUAAAUGCCUUAUUUGAUUCUGGAGCAACACAUUCGUUUAUUGCAUUUGAGAAGGCUGAUGAAUUAGGAUUGAAGAUAGUGGUCUUGGGUUAUGAUUUGAAGGUGUAUAAUGCUACCCAUGAGGUUGUGGUGACUAGGUUAGGAUGUCCACAAGUUCCGUUUCGCAUACAACAGCGUGAAUUCAUGCAUGAUUUGUUUUGUCUGCCGAUGACUGGUCUUGACCUCAUUCUGGGGUUGGACUGGUUAUCCAAGAACCAUGUUCUGCUCAACUGUUCUGAAAAAUCAGUAUGCUUUAUGCCGGAAGACACAGAAGGGCCGGUUGUGCUGAAUAGCUAUUACUUGAAUUCUAUGAUGGUGAAUUAUGUGUUUUCGGAUGAUAUUGACAAAUGUUCACCUAACCAAGAGGUUGAAUUCACUAUUGAGUUGGUGCCUGGAGCCGGUCUAAUCUCGAGUGCUCCUUAUAAGAUGUCAACUCUACAAAUGGCCGAGCUGAAGUCUCAGCUAGAAGAUCUGUUGGGUAAAAACUUUAUUCGGCCGAGUGUUUUUCCGUGGGAAGUGCCAGUGUUACUGGUGAAGAAAAAAGACGGGAGUAUGCGCUUAUGUAUUGAUUAUCGGCAGCUGAAUAAGGUUACUGUGAAGAACAAAUAUCCGUUGCCAAGGAUUGACGACCUAAUGGACCAAUUACAAGGAGUCGGCUGUUCUCUAGCCGAUGAGAUUAUUACUAGCUAUAUGUGGAACAAUAGCUAUUUAAUUUGA